This is a messenger RNA of Eruca vesicaria subsp. sativa (arugula), 1160 nucleotides long. Lineage: Eukaryota; Viridiplantae; Streptophyta; Magnoliopsida; Brassicales; Brassicaceae. The record is from the annotation of a GenBank genome assembly.
UAGCUAUCAAAAGUGCCACCAGAAAGAAAAGAAAAAAAAGAAUCUCUGUGAAAAAACAUACAAAAACAUCAAUGGCUGUCUUGUCUAAACCGGCUGCAGAACCAAAACCCGGGUUUUCUCCAAUACCGGUUAUAGAUAUCUCUGACCCGGAAUCCAAACACGCCCUUGUCAAAGCCUGUGAAGACUUUGGGUUCUUCAAGGUGAUUAACCAUGGUGUUUCCUCUGAGCUAGUCUCUGUUCUUGAACACGAAGCUGUUGAGUUCUUCUCAUUGCCCAAGUCAGAGAAGACCCAAGUCGCAGGUUAUCCGUUUGGAUAUGGGAGCAGAGAGAUUGGUCGGAAUGGUGACGUGGGUUGGGUUGAGUAUUUGUUGAUGAAUGCUAAUCUUGACUUCGGUUCGGUUCCAUUCCCAGGAAUCUUCAGAAAUGCGUUGCUAGAGUAUACAACAUCAGUAAGGAAAAUGACAUGCCAUGUUUUGGAGAUGAUGGCAGAUGGGCUAGGGAUCAAACCUAGGGACACACUUAGCAAGCUUGUGUCUGAUCAAAACAGUGAUUCAAUGUUCAGACUUAAUCACUAUCCACCAUGUCCUAUUACCAACAAAACUACUAAUGGUGGCAAGAAUGUGAUUGGUUUUGGUGAACACACAGAUCCUCAAAUCAUCUCUGUCUUAAGAUCUAACAACACUUCUGGUCUACAAAUCAGUCUUACUGAUGGCUCCUGGAUCUCUGUCCCUUCUGAUCCCUCCUCCUUCUUCUUCAACGUCUGUGACUCUCUCCAGGUGUUGACAAAUGGGAGGUUCAAGAGCGUGAAGCAUAGGGUUUUAGCCAAUAGCAGGAAAUCUAGGGUUUCUAUGAUCUACUUCGCUGGACCUUCGUUGACUCAAAGAAUCGCUCCGUUGACUUGCCUUUUAGACAAUGAAGAUGAGAGUUUGUACAAAGAGUUCACUUGGUCUGAGUAUAAAAACUCUGCUGAAAACUCUAGGUUGUCUGAUAAUAGGCUUCAACGAUUCCAAAAGAAACCUGUGAACGUUUCAUAAGUUUUUUUGUUCGUGAUUUGUAAGUUGAAAUACAAAUCUAAAAGUGUGCCAUAUAUAUAUCAUCUGUAUAUGUAUGUUUGAAGUUAAAUAUUGAUCCAAUAAUUGUGAAAAUGCGACGUUUUUUUC